This is a messenger RNA of Prorocentrum cordatum, 2694 nucleotides long. NCBI's taxonomy places the organism in Eukaryota, Dinophyceae, Prorocentrales, Prorocentraceae. The record is from the annotation of a GenBank genome assembly.
GAGGAGUACCAGAGCCGGCUGCUCCUGCGCCCGUCCGACGCCGCCGAGUACGAACACGAGCUCGGGACAGCUCCGACGAGUCCGACGAGCGCGAUGUGGAUGGCGGCGACGCCGGACGAGGACAUCUACCCGCACCAGCUGGAGGUGCCGCCGCUCCACGCGAUGGUCCCGUGCGAUCGGACGGGCCAGCCUCUUUGGCGCGAGAGGGUCGGCGGGGACGGCCGCCGAGUGGCGCGGCCGUGCUACGGCGCCCAGUGGCAUCCCUCGCCCCUCGAGUUCAUGGAGCUCCUCGAGUCCUGCAACGGGAGGGCGGCGCCGGAGGCGGAGGAGGCGGCGCUGGCAAUGCUGCGCGGGGGGCCGAGCCCGGUGGGUGGGACAACGACUCCUUCUGACGAGCUGGUGCGCGGCUCCGGUCGGCUGGUGGCGAGUGAAAACCGACGCUGGCUGAUCGCCGCCAGCGACGACGACAGUGACGUGAAUGUGUUGGCCGGCUUCGACAGCUGCGAGUGGUGCGCCGUGUGCGACUCGCUGGCGAUCGCGAAGGCGGCCGGGAAGUACUACUUGGCAAAGGCGGUGACGGAGAAACAGGCCGAGGGCUCGAUGGAUGCGAGCGUGAUGCCGAUCCUGCACGGGCUCGACGACGAGAGGAGGCGCGUCUUCAAGGGCGCGGUGCGAGGGAUGUCGGAAACAGCCUGGUCGGGGUGGCCUGUGAAAGGGCCCCGCACCGCGCUGUGGUGCGUCCGCUUCCUGGCGGAGCAGGACUCGCAUCCGCGCGCCCGCCGCGCCAAGUGGCGCGCGGUGUGCGGCCUCGGCCCGGCCGACGUCGGCGUUUCGGACCACGAGCUGGCGAUGCGGGCGCUGGGGCUGGGAGCCGGCUUCGACCAGCUCAACCUGGCCGAGCUGUCGCUGGUGGAGUUCCUGGUGCGCCGUGCGCGGCUGGCGGAGUGGAGGCGCCGCGAGCGGCUGCUGAAGAGCAGCGGCGACGAGUGCCUGGAGGACGAGUACCUGUACAUGGGGGCCUCGGAGACGAGGGGGCCCCUGAUGGUGUGCCCGACGCUCGUCGAGCACGCGCGGGCUGAGCUGCACAAGGAGGUGGCGCUCAUGAAGGAGAAGCGCGAUCUCCGCGAGGAGAGGAUGCUGUCCCGCGGCCGAAGCUCCGGCGGCGGCGGCGGCGGGAGCAAGGCGCUGCAGGGCAAGGUGGCAGCGCAGGCCGCGGAGAUCAGCAAGCUCCAGGCGAAGCUGAAGGGCACCCAGACCGGCAACCAGAACGCCGGCGGGGGCGGAGGCAAGUGGCCCAUGGCGGUCGCCCGGGAGCUGCUGCCCUGCCCGGUGCCCAACCCCGGCCGCGACUUGGCCAGCCGGGGUUGCCGGGCGGUGCGCUCGCGUGCGCGGCAGCAGCAGCGCGCUACGCAGUGGCUCUCAGAGGCUUUGCGCGCCAUGAAUUCGCUGUGCGGACAUGGGGCGCCUCGACAGGAUCUCCAGGCUUCGCGCGCCCAGCUCGCCGGCAUCGACCGCGUCCGCGAGAUCAUUCCGGAGGGGCUGGUCUCCCUGCCGGCCGCUGGCGGGCAGUGCGUUGGCGCUGAUUGCUCGACAGGCCUGAUCGACCUCAGCGAGCGGGCCGAGGGCACGGUGGGCAUCUUCUUUGUUUUCAAGAGCGACAAGCGGUCCUUGCGCAUGAUCGCGGACACGCGGGUGGCGAACGGGCGGUUACGGCCUCCAGCAUAUUCGGAGCUCGCGACGGCUGGGGCUCGGGGCAGCCUGACCGUGCCGGAGGGCAAGUCCCUCCACUUGGCCCAGAUGGACGUGGACAACGCGUUCUACUGGAUCGCCACGCCGCCGGGGCUACGGGACCACAUCGUGCUUCCCGCGGUUGACUUCGACGAGCUCCGGGUGGAGAGGCCCGAUCUGGCCGGGCAGCUGCCUGCCUGGCGGAAGGCGUCGCCUCGGCUGGCGGUCCUCGCCAUGGGCUGGAGCUGGGGCCUCUUCUUUUGCCGGCAGAUGGUGGAGACGCAUGUGCUUCGCAGCGGCCCAGCGUGGGAGCGGCUGGCGCGUGGCCGGCGCCCCGCGCCUGCCCUCGAGGAGGGGCCCGCUGCCGCCGUCUACGUCGAUGGGGCCGCCGUGGUCGGGGUCGACUACGCCGAGACCAUGGGGACGGGCCAGCGGGUGCGCGACUCGCUGGACGCGGCGGGCCUGACGUGCCAGGGGCUCGAGGGGCCCAGCGCGGAGGCGACGUUCGCCGGCCUGGUGUUCGAUGAGGCGAAGGGCCGCGUUGGGCUUAGCCGCUGGCGCAUGUGGCGCAUUCGGCUGAGUCUGCUGCACGUUGCCGACCGCGGCUCGGCCACCGGCGACGAGAUGCGGGUGCUCCUCGGCCACUUCACGUGGGGCGCUCUGGUGCGGCGGGAGCUGCUGUCGAUCAUCUUCUCGGCGGCCUACCGGUCCGCGACCUGGGCCGGCGGGCGGCGGCGUCGCCUGUGGAGCGCCGCGGAGGCAGAGCUCCGCAUCGCCGCUGCGCUCAUCGUGUUCGGCUACGUGGACUGCCGCCGCCGACCAGACCCCGUGGCGCUGGCCGCCGACGCCUGCGGGGCCACGGGCGCCGACGCAGGCGGGUUCGGCGUGGUGAGCCGGGCCUGGGGCCCGCGUGGCGUCGGCCGGGCCUGCGCUCAGGCGGAGCGGUGGCGCCGCCGCGUCUCCGAG